GUCACCAUCAGCUGUCAUCGGUAGCCGCUGUUACAUUACUGUAAUAGCCGCUGCUGCUGCUGUAAAGCAAGGAAAACAAUAUUCUAACCUCACUAAUCCUGUAGAGAGCUCGGCUCGGCUCGGGUCAUGGACGAGGACGUGCUGACCACCCUGAAGCUGCUGAUCAUCGGAGAGAGCGGUGUGGGGAAGUCCAGCCUCCUCCUCAGGUUCACAGAGGACACUUUUGACCCAGAGCAGUCGGCCACCAUAGGAGUGGACUUCAAAGUAAAGACUCUUGCAAUCGAAGGAAACAAGGCGAAGCUUGCUAUUUGGGACACAGCUGGACAGGAGCGGUUUCGCACUCUGACACCCAGCUACUACCGAGGUGCACAGGGAGUCAUACUGGUUUAUGAUGUUUCAAGACGUGACACAUUUACAAAGCUCGAAAACUGGCUGAACGAACUGGAAACCUACUCAACACGCAACGACAUAGUCAAGAUGCUUGUGGGGAACAAAAUUGAUAAGGACGACCGAGAAGUAGACCGAAACGAGGGCCUGAAGUUCGCCAGGAAACACUCCAUGCUUUUCAUUGAGGCGAGUGCGAAGACCAAAGACGGCGUCCAGUGUGCGUUUGAGGAGCUGGUGGAGAAGAUCCUGCAGACCCCGGGGCUGUGGGAGAGCGAGGGCCAGGGCCAGCGGCUCACGCUGGGGGACCAGGACCAGGGCCGGCGUGGAGCCGCCUGCGGGGGAUACUGCUCCAUCCCUUAAAACUGGAAACAAUACACACAAACAGACAGGAAAACGCCCCCAUAACCUGACAGGGACGACUACGGACCAGAAAUGGAGGGAAAGAGAAGAGAGGACGGGUAGUGGAAGUAUAGAUGAGUGGGUUUUGAUUUUUCUUUUGUUUGUUUUUUCCUUUCGGAUAAAGAAAAGUCCCUUUUGUUUUUUCGAAGGAACAUUGCAGUUUGCACAAACAUUCAACCAUCAUCUCGUGUCACUACUUUCCGUUUAAGAUGAAGAACCCCAGAAGGAAUCUCAAUCAUAGUUGCAGUUUGUAGGUCAGAUUUUGCAGGCUGUUAAAUUGUCGUCACAGCGUUCCAUGAGGAUAAAAACGAAACGGAAAACGCUGUGAAAGCCUCCAAAGAAGACGUUACAAAGGACCCCAGUUACAGCCGUUGAUGGCGCUCCAACGAGCCCACUGUCGUUUAUGUUUGUCCAAACACCAGUCCCAAGUAUUCCUAUUUGCGUUUUUUAAUUAAAAUAUGCCCAUUUAUUCCCUGGAGCUCCACUUUCAGGGCUCAUCGUGACUUUGUGGUCUUGUUCCUCGCGUGUUUGCUCCUUAUUUCAGUCUUCCUGCUGUUCCACACUCUUGAGCACAUUCCCAAGGCCUUUCCCUCCUCGCCGUUUUAUCUCUCUCUCUUGUCUUGUAUUUGUUUCAAAUCACACUUGCUUUUUUCCGCCGUAUCCUUCUGUUUCCGUCAACAGUCGUGCGUCAACUUGAAUCUUGCCUUAAUGCUGAGAGGUGUUUGCUGGUGAAAUAAAACAACCUGAGAUGCGA
Cololabis saira (Pacific saury) is the source of this 1540-nucleotide messenger RNA. Its product is annotated as ras-related protein Rab-18. The coding region runs from base 127 to 747 and encodes 206 amino acids. Gene Ontology annotation, molecular function: GTPase activity; GTP binding. The record is from RefSeq and is a predicted model, not a curated record. NCBI's taxonomy places the organism in Eukaryota, Metazoa, Chordata, Actinopteri, Beloniformes, Belonidae. The transcript is spliced from 7 exons.